AUGUAUGCGGACCGGAAGGUCCAAGAUUUAGAGUUUGUCGUUGGUAACCAAGUUCUAUUGAAGAUCUCACCCAUGAAGAGUGUUAUGAGGUUUGGGAGGAGAGGCAAGUCGAGUCCGAGGUAUAUUGGGCCAUUUGGGAUUCUUAACCGUGUGGGCGAUGUUGCUUAUGAGUUGGCCUUGCCGCCAGGCUUGGCAGGAGUUCAUCCAAUUUUCCAUGAGGAGCCUAUUGCGAUUUUGGAUAGGGAGGUUCGAAGGUUGAGGUCUAAAGAGAUAGCUUCUGUGAAGGUGCAACGGAAGCAUCAUUUUGUUGAGGAGGCCAUUUGGGAGACUGAGUCCGAUAUGAGUAGCCGAUAUCCUCAGUUGUUCGCUGAUUCAGGCAAAAAUGGAGUUUCUGUGGUGAAGAAGCAUUGCACAGAGAAAAAGGAAAGGAAAAAGAAAGAAGCAGAGGAACAAAAAAGAGCAAACAAAAGAUAA
Molecule: messenger RNA, 474 nt
Organism: Lycium ferocissimum
Lineage: Eukaryota; Viridiplantae; Streptophyta; Magnoliopsida; Solanales; Solanaceae
Exons: 3
Coding region: 1-474 (157 amino acids)
Source: RefSeq, a predicted model, not a curated record